Marasmius oreades (fairy-ring Marasmius) is the source of this 681-nucleotide messenger RNA. RefSeq lists its product as uncharacterized. The transcript is spliced from 2 exons. The record is from RefSeq and is a predicted model, not a curated record. The coding region runs from base 1 to 681 and encodes 226 amino acids. Lineage: Eukaryota; Fungi; Basidiomycota; Agaricomycetes; Agaricales; Marasmiaceae.
AUGGCUGGAGGCGCGGGCGAACCGUUGCCGUCGUAUCCCCUCCCCCCCCCUCUUCUCGGUUUCUUGGAACUCUCAUCAUCGUUCGAAUCAUGCCCUCCCUCCUCCUACUUUCCUUUCCUUUCCUGUAACGCCACCUGGCUCUACAGCUACAACAGCAACUCCGAAUACAUGCCCGUACGGCUCUCGGGUUCGGCUGGUCCGUCGCUGGAUGCCUGUACCAUCGUUAUGUGCGAUCUGCGCCUUACCUACGAUUACACGCCCAGGCUCAGGUACAAGCUCCGGAAGGAGAUUCAACUGUCAGCAGAGGAUGGGUUCCAGAAACCCCUUUUUAUUGCUCAGAAGAAACCUAAGAAUUGCGUUUUAGUAUCGCGAGCUCGAGCUCGAGCUCAAAUGGGUAGGAUGUGGACUCGUGGGUCUGAGAGUGGGGAUGGUGGUGGUGGCGAGGAGAUUUGGGAGGUAGGGGAGGAGAAUCUUGAAGGAGAGUUCAGGGGUGGACGGUCAGAUAGGUUGUUUUUUUCACGGAUAGGGUUUAUCCUCAGGGUGACGUCAACUGGAUUGUCUACGCAUGACAUUCCUAUGAACUCGAUACUCAACUGCGGCCUGCACACCUUACCAUACACCUCCCAAUCACCCCCGUCUGUUCAUCACAUUGCAUCGAUGGGAGUCGUCGUCUUCUUCUAA